Rubroshorea leprosula is the source of this 1126-nucleotide messenger RNA. The record is from the annotation of a GenBank genome assembly. Lineage: Eukaryota; Viridiplantae; Streptophyta; Magnoliopsida; Malvales; Dipterocarpaceae.
AAGUAUGAAUUACCUCUUGCUUCGUAUUUGGAGAGAUUGCCUUGAUAAUGUGCCAAACUCUAGGUUUAGGGCAUGGAAUUUACAUCUUUCCCUGCUUGAAUUGCAAAGUUGAAAGCUCAAACUAUGGCAUUUUCUUGUGGACCAUCAAGAAGAACGUGAAUGGUUCUUGGAAAUUUCCCAUUAAACAGAAAAUAAGCAUGAGCCCUAGUUCAUACUUCCCUAUAGGCAGAAAGGCCAGAGAUCUUUUAUACAAGGAUUAUAUCCGGAGACAAGCACUUCAUUUUCACUCUCAGAGCUUCGACUGGAGUUUUGAUGUCUCCUGUCAAGUUGAAGAGAUUUUACCGGGACUCAAGUCAAUUUUCAGAGUUGUUGUUCCGGAUUCUGGAAAGGCGGAAUUGGAGUACUUGAAUGAUUAUGUAGGAAUUGGGGCCGAAGUAGGGAUAAAGGCAAAUUCCUCUGGAGAACUUUAUCCGAUUGUGAACUUCUCUGGUGUGAUUGGGAGCAGUCUUGUAUCUCUUGGGGCUGAUCUUGGCUUUGACAUAGCAACAGGGACACUCAACAAAUUCAAUGCCGGUUUGAGCUUCAACAGUGCCUUUCUUAUUGCUUCCUUGACCUUGGACAACAGAUUGGAUAAGCUAAGAGUUUCAUGCUACCGGCUUUUGAAUCCCCUCACUAGUACUGCCAUUGCAGCCGAAUUGAAGCACAGUUUCUCAGAAAAUAAAACCACGGUUAGUUUGGGUGCUCAGCAUGCACUGUUCCCUUCUACCCUAGUGAAGGCUCAGGUGAACUCCAGUGGGAGUGUAGGUGCUGUUAUUCGGCAAGCAUUAUGGCAGAAGUUCUUGGUAGGUAUUGCUGGGGAGGUAGAUUUCAGUGACACAAACAGCAUUCCGAGAAUCGGAUUUUCAAUGGCCCUCAGACCCUAGAACAAGACCAGAGAUAAAUCUUAAGAGAUGGUGCUUCUGUCAAAAACUACAGUACUUGUGUUCCUUUCCUGAAUCCAGGUUUUUCUGUAAUGGGAGAAUUAUUCAGACUACGUUGCAAGGAUUUCAUAGAAAUUAGCGAACAAAGUGAGGGAAAGCGUUUACAAUUUCCUUAAAUCAGGGAUAAAUAAUGCAAUGCUUGAAGU